AUGUCGCGAAGAGCAGCAAUAGUUGAAGAAUUCGACGAUGACACCGACAUUCCCCUUCCAUCACACCCACUCCCGAACACCGGCUCUCGCGGUCCCCUAAUCGAAGAACUGCAUAUAUCCGAUGACGAAUUUGUGCCAUCUGCGUCCCAACGCGCGGGGCCUGCUUCGCCUCCUCGCCAACCACGGCCUUCGUACGCCCCACCUCCGCCAGCUGCGACGGCGGCCGCAACAGCAGCAGAUGGCAGCAACCGUGUGACGGAUAUCACCCCAUAUAAGACGUGGACAUGUAUUUAUCCCAUUUACCUUGAUGCGAAGCGCCCCUAUGGAACUGGGCAACGCAGGGUGGAAAGGGCUAAGAGUUUGUGGUGGCCCCUCAGCAAGGACAUCGCGGAUGCGGCUAUGCGUCUAGGCCUUAGGGCGCUGCAUGAAAUCACAAAGACUCACCCUCGAGAUUGGGAGAACCCAGGUCGGGUGAGGGUACAGUGGAAGAAGGAUGGGAAACUUGUCAAUCCGGCCGUGAAAACCAAGAAACAGUUGCUAGAGAUGAUAUGUUUCCAGAUACAACUCCUCAAGCCUGAAAACAUCCCAAAGCCUCCCUUCAACACGGCACCUGCGGACGUUACGCAGAGCAAACCCACACCCCCGACUUCGACAAAGGGAAAACAACCCGCUGCUACAAAAUCAAAGUCGCCCGCAAUAAAUACUCCUUCGAAACAAUCUGGCAGGCGUAGAUUGCCCGUGCCCCCUGAACCACACCCACCUCUGGCGAAUAGAGUGUCGGCUUAUUCGCCUGCACUUUCCAGCGGCGUGUUGAUCGAAACUGUCAAGGCCGGCAUGAACGCCACGGAGAACUCUGCUGCUGCUGGCGGCGCACCCGGGCCUGGUGCACCUGGUGGUGGUAUGGCGAAAGGGAAGCGGAAGGUGGUCAGGGUACGAGGAUGA
This is a messenger RNA of Laccaria bicolor S238N-H82, 942 nucleotides long. RefSeq lists its product as uncharacterized. Gene Ontology annotation, cellular component: signal recognition particle, endoplasmic reticulum targeting. Gene Ontology annotation, molecular function: 7S RNA binding. The coding region runs from base 1 to 942 and encodes 313 amino acids. NCBI's taxonomy places the organism in Eukaryota, Fungi, Basidiomycota, Agaricomycetes, Agaricales, Hydnangiaceae. The transcript is spliced from 3 exons. Gene Ontology annotation, biological process: SRP-dependent cotranslational protein targeting to membrane; SRP-dependent cotranslational protein targeting to membrane, signal sequence recognition. The record is from RefSeq and is a predicted model, not a curated record.